GGUAGUCAGAGUUUGAAAUCGAGAUGGAAGCGAGAGGCUAGGACGGAUGUAGGCCGCUUCAGAACAUAUCGCGAGUGUCGGGAUACCAACAGCCUACUUUUACCCUGUCGUGCGUGGCAACCAAACUGCAGCGAGAUCAAGGCAUAUAUAGAGUGGCUGUCUUCAUCCUGUGCUGUAGAAUAUGUCCCCCAUGUCAUCUCACCGCACUACGCCUAUGCCAUCCCGGCGCACUCACAGCACUGAAAUACCCUUCGUCGGCCCUCCUUAUACUCAACGUGACAAUGGCCGUACCCGCAUCGACGCUUUAGAAGAAGAACUAGCAGAACUGCAGGAGGAAAAUGAAAACCUAAGGACACAUGUUAUACAGCUACAAAAGAGUCAGAGCAAUGGAAACGAGAAGAAGAGAACUAGCGACUCACAAGAACAAACCACUAAUGCAUUGGGUCGUGGUCAUCAUAGGCUUGUUCACAUUUCCGAUAGUCCUGCAACCGUCAUCAUGAAUGCGCAAGCGCACAUGGUCGCGCUCAAGGAUGAAGACAGAGUGGCCUCGAUCGAAGAGAUGAAGGAGAUGGAUGAGGAUUCGCGCGAUGAGAAGAUAGAGGAGGAGUUAUCUGAGUGGAGAGCUCAGGAAAGAAACUUGAUCGCUUAUGGGCAGCUUCUACGACUUCUCCCAAAUUUGGAACGUCACUUGAGCGAGUCAACACCGGAGUCUGUUGAAGAUUUCACUGUGCGACUUCGUCGGGGUGCGAGUGAAGCAAGAAGCGACGACAUCAAUCGUUGCACUUCCAAAUUAGGCAGCCUGUUGAACCACGUCCAAGAUCCACGUGAACGACCGGACCCUCUGCUCAACGUCGAUGGCAACAACAUGAGGGCAAACCGCGGACUCAGUCACAAGACAUGUUGCCGUUGGUUGCUCCCCAUCGACGUCGCCCUUACAGAAGAGACUCUCAGCAAAGCGGCCUCUCUUGAGAUUGACCUCAGCGACAACUGGUUUAUACGACUAUUCUACAAAGAUGGGGAAGGUGAUCCGAGCAACGUUGAGGAAAAUUUCCUCAUGUCUACAAUCUUGGUCCGCCUUUAUCAAGCCGUUUUCACUUCGCCCUCAUCUGCGACAGGGAGUAUUGAUGGCGACAGCGACGAUGAAGAUGCCGCUCGCAGAAAGAGACGACGAGGCUCACGCGCCGUCCGAAGCUCAGUUGCAGACAAACUCCAUAUGAACAAUCAGGUUACUCCACGGUCAAUUGCUUACAUCUGUGUGCUGGCACAUUUUUCUCUCACUGAUGCUACCCAGUGGGACACGACUGUAUACGACGUCGACUAUACAGCGAUGUAUGAGUUCAUCGUUGACUACCUUGAGGACACUCCAACUGAACAGAGCCGGAAGAAUGCAGAGACAAUCUUGAGUUGGUGGAAUAGGAAAGUUUUCAAGGGCAAGUCCUCAGGCAUUCAUGGCAAUCAGAACAAGUCGCGAAAGCGAUUGGCGGCUCAGCGACGGGAGAGAUCAAACGUAGUAUCGACAUCGGCUGAUUCUUGAAUUCGUGGUGACAAUUUUGUUGGGCUUCACUGCGGCCGCAUUUCCUUUGUCGCUGAGCAUGUACUACUAUCUUAUUAAAUGCAAAUAUGUUCUCUUUCAAUUGGUUGGUUUGUACUUGAGUCGACUGUCAAUAGACAGCAAGAGGGUCC
Molecule: messenger RNA, 1683 nt
Organism: Somion occarium
Lineage: Eukaryota; Fungi; Basidiomycota; Agaricomycetes; Polyporales; Cerrenaceae
Source: the annotation of a GenBank genome assembly